Messenger RNA from Rosa rugosa (rugosa rose), 1122 nucleotides. Its product is annotated as phytol kinase 1, chloroplastic. Lineage: Eukaryota; Viridiplantae; Streptophyta; Magnoliopsida; Rosales; Rosaceae. Gene Ontology annotation, cellular component: chloroplast. Gene Ontology annotation, molecular function: phytol kinase activity. The record is from RefSeq and is a predicted model, not a curated record. The transcript has 5 exons. The coding region runs from base 113 to 1045 and encodes 310 amino acids. Gene Ontology annotation, biological process: vitamin E biosynthetic process.
CCAAAGUGAGAAACUCUUUCUUCUUGGUCAAAAUACUGUAGCCAGUCACACUCGCUCUGCUCCACUCCGCUCCACUCCACACUUGGUGUCCGCCAUUACCGUACUCGACUCCAUGACCCUCUUAUCCUUCACCCCCUCUCGCCACCUUAACCUCAACCCCACUACCACUUUCGUCUCUAUCGUACGCCGUCCCCCUCUCAACCCAGUUCCCUCCUCCCUCUUCUUCUGCCCCACCUCCCCUCCACUUCCGCUCCACAUCCUCUACCGCCCCCCACGCCCCUCCCUUUCCCUCGUCUCCGCUCCACGCGCCGCCUCCUCCGCCGGGUACCUCUUGCAUGAUGCAGGAGCCACCGCCCUCGUACUCGCCGGCGCCUACACUCUCGUCCUCUGCUUCGAUAAUCUCACCAAGCGAAACCUCCUCCAACAGAGUUUGAGCAGAAAAUUGGUCCACAUAUCAUCUGGCCUGCUCUUCGUGCUUUCCUGGCCAAUUUUCAGCACGUCAACCGAAGCUCGCUACUUUGCCUCUGUGGUACCCCUCUUUAAUGGGUUGAGGCUUCUUCUUAGUGGCCUCUCCUUGGUCCCCAAUGAAGGGCUAGUCAAAUCUGUCACUCGUGAAGGAAACCCAAAGGAGUUGCUUAGGGGACCCUUGUAUUAUGUUCUUAUACUGAUCCUAUCCGCUCUAGUGUUUUGGCGCGAGUCUCCGGUUGGAGUGAUCUCCUUAGCAAUGAUGUGUGGUGGUGAUGGUGUUGCUGAUAUCAUGGGUAGAAGAUUUGGGUCCAUAAAGAUCCCCUAUAAUCAAAAGAAGAGUUGGGCUGGGAGCAUUUCCAUGUUUGUUUUUGGGUUCUUGGUUUCCCUUGGGAUGCUCUACUAUUACUCAAUUUUGGGAUAUUUCAAUUUGGAUUGGAUGGAUACGGUGCAAAAGGUUGCUUUCGUUUCUUUGGUGGCUACAGCAGUAGAAUCCCUUCCGAUUACAGAGAUAGUGGAUGACAAUAUAUCUGUUCCAUUAGCAAGUAUGGCAGCCGCAUAUUUCAGUUUUUCUUUGUAGCUUGUCAUACUCCAAAUUUUAUCCCCAACUCAUUAUAUUCUAUUUGAGUUUCAAGAGCAUUUUUGUCCUCAAUUUAA